Molecule: messenger RNA, 880 nt
Organism: Paramecium pentaurelia
Lineage: Eukaryota; Ciliophora; Oligohymenophorea; Peniculida; Parameciidae
Source: the annotation of a GenBank genome assembly
AUGUAAAUAUAAAAUUAUAGGUAAUAUGAAAAUUCAGAUGUUUUCAAAUAUGGGAACAAUAAGAGAUUGUUAUUUACUUGUGAUCAUGCUACUAAUGUGUAAAUAAUCAUAUAAAUAAAUUAGAUUGCCAUAAGGUCUUGAAUGGUCUAAAGAUGAUCUAACAAAUUUUGCAAAUACUCAUUGGGCUGUAGAUAUAGGGUAAAUAAAUUAUAUGAAUAUAGAGCAUUGAAUUUAGCAAAAUAUUUGGCCAAUUAAACUGAAUCUAUUCUGGUUCAUAGUAAAUAUAGGUAUAAAAUCCAAAAAUAUUUAGUCGACUUUAUUGCGAUGUCAAUAGGUAAAUUUAAUCAGAAUCACUGUUUAGAUAAACAGGAGAUAACUAAUAAAUUGAAUUAAAUUAAAGUAAGAAAACUUAUAUAAAAUUUUCAGAUUUAUCACUCGAAGAACAAUGGAUAAGAAUAUAAUACCAUUCAAAUUAUCAUUUUUAAGUCAGAUAAACUAUACAUGAAUUAAAACCUAAUUUUAUAUACUCAAUUCAUUCAUUUACACCUGAAUAUGAAGGAAAGAAGAGAGAUGUUGAAAUAGGUAUAUUGACUAGCAUUUUUGAUGAAUUUGGAGAAGCACAUCAACAAAUAUUAAAAAAUAAAGGAUAUGAUUGUAGAAUUAAUGAACCUUAUACAGGAAAAAAAGGUUUAAAUUUUUCUAUUGAUUGGUAUGAUUGUUGUAAUCAACAUUUUCUAGUGCAUGUUUGACAUUUGCUAAACCAAUAGUUGGUACUUUAUUUGAAGUUAGGAAUGAUAUUCUCAGCAAUCCAGAGAGAUUUGCAAAAGUUUCUGCAGAUAUUCUAGCAACAAUUUUAGAAGUUAUUGGAAAAUGGAAAUGA